AUGGGGCUUGAGGACAGGAACAAGUGCUGGUGCUAUGGCCCAGAGCCAAGCCACUGGGCAGCUGGCGGCCGUCCCCCUCGGGGGCAACAUGGACCCCACUCUCUCUGCAACCCCCGGGGCCAGGGCACUGACAGCGCCUUGUCCUGGGGAGGCCAGGACCACAUGGAUGGGCAGAUCCUGGGCCAGCUGCGCCCCCUGGCAGAGGAGGAGGAGGAAGAUGGUGCUGCUCUGGCCCCGAGGCCUGCCUUCCCCGGGAUGGGCUCAGAGGAGCUGCGGCUGGCCUCCUUCUACGACUGGCCGCUGAGUGCCGUGGUACCGCCGGAGUUGCUGGCCGCUGCGGGCUUCUUCCACACUGGCCAGCAGGACAAGGUGAGGUGCUUCUUCUGCUACGGGGGUCUGCAGAGCUGGGAGCGAGGCGACGACCCCUGGACCGAGCAUGCCAGGUGGUUCCCCAGGUGUGAGUUCCUGCUCCGGACAAAAGGAAGGGACUUUGUCUGCAGGGUUCAGGAGUCCUGUUGCUGCCCACCGGGCUCCUGGGACCGGUCGGAGGAACCAGAAGAUGUGGGUCCUGCCACCCCCUCAGCUCCUGCCCCGCCAGGGCCUGAGCUGCUCACACCCAGAAUAGAGGCUCAGGUGGAGAGUGCCCUGGAGUCAGGCGUGCAGGAUGCAGAGGAGCAGCUGCGGCGCCUUCGAGAGGAGCGGACAUGCAGGGUGUGCCUGGACCGCACAGUGGGCGUCGUCUUCGUGCCCUGCGGCCACCUGGCCUGUGCCGAGUGCGCACCCAACCUGCAGCAGUGCCCCAUCUGCAGGGCCCCCGUCUGCAGCUGCGUGCGCACCUUCCUGUCCUAG
Budorcas taxicolor (takin) is the source of this 849-nucleotide messenger RNA. RefSeq names its product baculoviral IAP repeat containing 7 (gene BIRC7). Gene Ontology annotation, cellular component: cytoplasm; nucleus. Gene Ontology annotation, molecular function: cysteine-type endopeptidase inhibitor activity involved in apoptotic process; ubiquitin protein ligase activity. The coding region runs from base 1 to 849 and encodes 282 amino acids. Gene Ontology annotation, biological process: regulation of cell cycle; positive regulation of protein ubiquitination; negative regulation of apoptotic process. The transcript has 6 exons. NCBI's taxonomy places the organism in Eukaryota, Metazoa, Chordata, Mammalia, Artiodactyla, Bovidae. The record is from RefSeq and is a predicted model, not a curated record.